This is a messenger RNA of Copidosoma floridanum, 1376 nucleotides long. RefSeq lists its product as uncharacterized. Gene Ontology annotation, biological process: rRNA processing. The record is from RefSeq and is a predicted model, not a curated record. NCBI's taxonomy places the organism in Eukaryota, Metazoa, Arthropoda, Insecta, Hymenoptera, Encyrtidae.
UUGUAGAAAAUAUCUUUUAUUAUGUGGUUUAUUAGUAGCAUACGUAAACGUGGUGACUAAAUAAGAUAUCAUUAGCUACGGCUACGGCUGUAUGUAGCUAUUUACGCUUUUGCAUUGCGUGCGUGAUAGAGUAAGUUUAACAGUUGGUGAGAAAUUGAGAAAGUUGAAUGAAAUGUUACUGUUAAAUUUCUUAAAUAAAAUUUUCUAAUAUCAUGGACGGAAUUUGCGAGCUAUUCUUUCCCAUCGGAUAUCUGGUUGAACUAUUGUAGUCAUUUAAACUUUGAUAAGACACAAUGCACAGGCAGAUCAGGUGUCUGUGCACCAGUGUGAGGUUGCACUCACAGAUGGGGAGGAUCGUUAACAAAGUCUUUAAUUCGGAUUUAACAAAAAAAAGCCGCAAUAAUAAAGCGUACAAGCCCUCUGUUGAAACAUUUCCAAGUCUUUUCAAUAAGGCACAAACUCACAAAUCCAGAAGAACAACAGUGUUAAACAAAAUUUUGAUGAGACAUAUAACCGAUUUAAUGGCAACAGGGGAAGUUGCUCCAACUUUGUUGGGCAGAGGAAUAGAAGUAACUCAUGUCGAUGUUGCUUCUGACUUUAGUGUGGUCAAUGUAUAUUGGAUUGCUCAGAAUAAUAAUGAUGCAAACGUUACAACGGAUCAAGUUCUAAAAGUAGCCGCUGGUCAUUUGCAGCACGAAUUGUCCCAGCUGAGAGUUAUUGGUCAAGUGCCUCCCGUGAAUUUUGUGAGAAAUAAAAUUUACAACACAAUUAAAGAAGUCGAGGAUAGAUUAAAAACAGUAGAUUUCGGGGAAGAUUUUGAGCCAACAGCUCAUAUUAUACCAGAGGAUAGAACACCUAUCCUCAAAACUACCUUGUCUGAAAAAGUAAAACAACAGAUUGAAGAAUUAAUGAAGCAACAAAAUAGUACUGACGAUGCCCAAGAAAAUGAAGAGACAGAGGAAGAAGAUGAUAAUGCUCUCGAGAUUCAGGUUCCAGAAAUGAGACAGAACGUUAUGGGCUUUGAUCAUAGUUACGUUUUGGCAAAGGUCAAAACUUCUCUGGGCAAAAUUAAAAUUGCUGAAGAAAGAAAAAAAUUGAAUUUGCCAGAAUUUCCACAAGGCAGCCAAGUGCCUAAAACAGAGUCUUCAAACGAAGUAACCGACUUUUUAGCCUCCAGUAACGGAGAUCUGAAAAUCGAAAAGUUUAUAAAGAAGCGCUUGUCAGAUGAAAAACGCAAACUUAAAGCUUUACCUUAUGAGGCAAAGUUGGAAGCAGAAAUUGAGUGGAUCGAAAAAAUGGGAAAUAAAAACACGAGUGAUUAUUACGUCGACGACGUAUGGGAGGAUGAUUAUCGCAGUAAGAGUAAUAAUAAGUAA